AUGGCUCUCACCGCCGUCGUUGUAGCUACGCUGCCCAAGCGCUACUUUGACAAGCCCGCUUGGGACCAUCUCGUCAGCCGCCAGAAAAACUUCCGGCUUUUCUCUCUUAGCUCGGCUCCAGAAGCCUUUGGCUCGACUUACGAACGGGAGCUGGACGUCACCUGGGACACUUGGGAGAGCCGUCUCACCAAUCCGCAAGCCACAACCUUCGUCGCCGUCUCGCGCGAUCCAGGCACCGCUCAGAAUCCUGUCGAGUUUCCCCAGCUCCUGCAGCAUGAUUGGCUCGGGCAGCUUGUGCUGUUCAGGAUGUACCAGGAGGACCGGGCAAAGCUGUCAGCGAACGCCUCCCCAUGGACGGCUUUGAGAGACGACGAGGUGCAUUAUCACUUCAACGCCAUGUUCGUCAUGCCAGCCGCGCGCGGUCAAGGAAUAGCUCGAAAGCUCAUCGAACAUGCAAUCGCUGGCAGCACGCCGAGCGGCGCCGUGCGCGCCAAGUACACUGUCAUCGUGUGGGCAAAAACGAACCCGCAAAACGCGCCUUCGAGAAAUGCGGGUUCAAGGUCGUUGGAGAGGGCGUAUUCGAAAGCGGAUCCGGUGGACGGCGCCGGCAAGAAUCCGCUCUGA
Diplodia corticola is the source of this 624-nucleotide messenger RNA. RefSeq names its product gnat family. Gene Ontology annotation, molecular function: acyltransferase activity, transferring groups other than amino-acyl groups. The coding region runs from base 1 to 624 and encodes 207 amino acids. The transcript has a single exon. The record is from RefSeq and is a predicted model, not a curated record. Lineage: Eukaryota; Fungi; Ascomycota; Dothideomycetes; Botryosphaeriales; Botryosphaeriaceae.